AUGCUGCUUAAUUUGAGGAUCCUGUUGAACAAUGCAGCUCUUAGAAAUGGUCACAGUUUCGUGGUUCGAAAUUUUCGAUGUGGACAACCACUACAAAAUAAAGUACAGCUGAAGGGUCGUGACCUCCUCACUCUAAAGAACUUUACAGGAGAAGAAAUUAAGUAUAUGUUAUGGCUAUCAGCAGAUCUCAAAUUUAGGAUAAAACAGAAAGGAGAGUAUUUGCCCUUAUUACAAGGGAAGUCCUUAGGCAUGAUUUUUGAAAAAAGAAGUACUCGAACAAGACUUUCCACAGAAACAGGCUUUGCACUUCUGGGAGGACACCCUUGUUUUCUUACCACACAAGACAUUCAUCUGGGUGUGAAUGAAAGUCUCACAGACACAGCCCGUGUGUUGUCUAGCAUGACAGAUGCAGUGCUGGCUCGAGUGUACAAACAAUCAGAUCUAGAUAUUCUGGCUAAAGAAGCAUCCAUCCCAAUCAUCAAUGGGCUGUCAGAUUUGUACCAUCCUAUCCAGAUCCUGGCUGAUUACCUCACGCUCCAGGAACACUAUGGCUCUCUGAAAGGCCUUACCCUCAGCUGGAUUGGGGAUGGGAACAACAUUCUGCAUUCCAUCAUGAUGAGUGCUGCAAAAUUCGGGAUGCACCUUCAGGCAGCUACUCCAAAGGGUUAUGAGCCAGAUCCCAGUGUGACCAAGGUGGCAGAGCAGUAUGCCAAGGAGAACGGCACCAAGCUGUCACUGACAAAUGAUCCAUUGGAAGCGGCUCGUGGAGGCAAUGUGUUAAUUACAGACACAUGGAUAAGCAUGGGACAAGAAGAGGAGAAGAAAAAGCGGCUCCAGGCUUUCCAAGGUUACCAGGUUACAAUGAAGACUGCUAAAGUUGCUGCCUCUGACUGGACGUUUUUACACUGCUUGCCCAGAAAGCCAGAAGAAGUGGAUGAUGAAGUGUUUUAUUCUCCACGAUCACUAGUAUUCCCAGAGGCUGAAAACAGGAAGUGGACAAUCAUGGCUGUCAUGGUGUCCCUGCUGACAGAUUAUUCACCUCAGCUUCAGAAACCAAAGUUUUGA
This is a messenger RNA of Neogale vison (American mink), 1065 nucleotides long. RefSeq names its product ornithine transcarbamylase (gene OTC). Gene Ontology annotation, cellular component: mitochondrion. The transcript has 10 exons. Gene Ontology annotation, molecular function: ornithine carbamoyltransferase activity; amino acid binding. The record is from RefSeq and is a predicted model, not a curated record. The coding region runs from base 1 to 1065 and encodes 354 amino acids. Gene Ontology annotation, biological process: L-citrulline biosynthetic process. Lineage: Eukaryota; Metazoa; Chordata; Mammalia; Carnivora; Mustelidae.